AACGGACUUGUGACCAGGGGUAGGGUUUUACUUAUUUCGCAACGCUUGGUUACUGUAUGCUAUUUCGAAAUGUUUCGUUUUAUAUAUAGCUUAUAUAAUAUGUGUUAACGUUUUAUUUACAAGGGUUUUAGCUGGACCUUUAACAUCUAAUCCUGCAGAUCAAGUAAGUUUGUAUCGUCAAUUUUAUAACAUGAAUACCUAUAGUGGCAUUUAGUUACUAUUUAUAGUGUAAAACGCCUUUUAUCGGUUCCUUAAAAUGAGGGCUGCAAUACAUGAAUAAACACAAUAGGAAAGUAAAUAACAAAUUUUAUGAGAUUAUAAAAUUGGUACAACUAAGUCUCACGACUACGACAUAUACUGUGUUUUUCACACAGACUAUGUUAGUCACUAUCUCUAUGAUUUAAAUGUUUUUAAACAUGUCAUUCUGAUAAUAUAAACGUAUGUGUAUUGACAUUAUCGAUAGGAAAGAGGUUCCCAAUUACCGGUUUCACAAGAAGUAAGUUGGCUUUCAAAGAAUCCCCAAAAAGAGGAUGAUUUAUUGUUUUGUUCUACAGAUACAUCUAUUUUCAAAUAGCCAUUUAGUCAAGGGAUGUGUUAGCCUAAUUAAUUAUCGCAGGAAUGUACUAAAACGUCAGGUUGAAAUGAUUAAGAAUCACUUUCCUUUGGUACCGGUAUAAAAUGGUAUGAAUCAUCCUCAGGUGUAUGAUGUAGGCCAUAUAAUUCAAACUUUCUUAUUUGAAGUGCAUUGCUACUUGCCUAUCAUUCUAACCACUAUGUAUUGACAUAAAUGAAUACAUUUUUUGUUUAACUCUAGGUUCAAGCCUCAUAAUGGGGAAACUGAAUAUAUUUGAGAUUUCAUUUAACAAUGGAAGUGGUGUUUUUUAUAGUGGUAACAUUGUUCAAGGAUACGUCACAGUGGAAUUGACAGAGCCAAUGAAAAUGAGAGGUUUGUGAUUUUCAAAAUAAACUUUUUAAACAGGAAAAACAACAAAAUACCUUGCAAGUCUAUUAGUAAUUGUAUUACUAUUAGAUUAGUGAAUAUAUAUUACAUUUACACAAAAAAAUACAUUUACAAUAUAUUGCAUUUACUAACUUAAAUCUCUGUUUUAAAAGAAUGUAUUCUGCUCUGUUUUAGAUUUUACAGAUUCUGAACAGAUGCCAAGUUAUUUAUUAGUUUUCUCUUAAAUUGAAGGUUCUUUAUAAAUUUUUAUUUUGAAGGAAUAAGGCUGAAAUUUGAAGGUAAAGCCUACGUCCAUUGGACUGAGAGUCAUUCUACAGGCUCUGGUAAAAAUCGCCACACAACAACUAGGCAUUACUCGGCCACUGAAAAAUACUUUGACCAAGAUGUCCUUUUAUUUGGAAUAUGUAAGCUACUUAAGAGAGAAUUGUAUAUAUAUAUGUAUAUAAUAUUUGCAGACUAUUACUUCUAACAGUUAUUUUUUUCAAUUUUGUACGUACACUUACACAGCUGUCUCAGGACUGUAGAUAUCACUUGGUUUUUUUAUCAGCUCAAAUUGUCAAAUAUAUUUUCCCUUAAUUCAUUGAUACAUUUAAAUUAUUUUAAUUUGAUGAAUCAUUUGUUUUUUUUUUCCUUUUUCCAUGGAAAACGUCCAGGGUCCGGACAAGGCAGUGACACCAAAGAGCUGCCCGCUGGAAGGCAUACAUAUCCUUUUCAGUUUCAGUUGCCACAAAGUCUCCCUUCUUCGUUUGAGGCAGUUAUAGGCCAUGUCAGAUAUACUGUUAGUAGCACAAUUGACAAGCCAUGGAAAUUCGAUCACAAGACCAAGCGGGUCUUCACGAUCAUCAGUAUCUUAGAUCUAAACCAGCAACCAAAUACUAUGGUAAAACACUUUUUAAAAAUGUAGACGCUAUUUCUUAUAGUACAGAUGUAAAUAAUUAAUACUGAGAUAAGUUUUACAAUUUUUUUUUGUUUAGGUUGUUUUCAGGUCUCUCUUUGUUUGUCCAAGUCAAAUCUUUUAACCAACUUUUAGAUUAGACUUUUACCAAACCAAUUUAUGGUAAACGUAUUAUAUUGUAUUUGAUUGAAAAGGAAAUCAUGGGAUGAAAAUAAAGGAAAUGCUUCUAUUGGGUGGUAGUUAGUUGAACAUAACAAUAAAAAAAGCUGGGGUGGGGGGGUUAUAAUAAAGGAAGUACACAACACAAGAUACGCAUCUUCCACUCUUUGUCAACAUUUGUCCACAUGUGGCUAAACCCCCACCUUUCCUCCUUCCGGAUGUCCGUAUACUGGAUUAUGCAGCGCGAAAAGCCAGGAAUUAUAACAAUGAUAAUAAAGAGCAAAGUCAGUAGGUUUAAACCUACUAGUGCUCUUUAUGCCCUCCCCAAAGCACGCCCCUAAACUGGUAUCGAAUUUGAUCGAAAAAAUUUCGUCGACGGUAAAUUGAUCGACGGAUUUGAAAUUUUGCCUCAAAUUUCUUUUUGAACGCAUCAUUUGUUUUACUAUAUAGUAAAGAGCGUUAAAAAAGAAAUUUGACGAAAAAUUUAACUUGUGAACUGAAAAAAAAGAUUCGACCGAAUUUCAGCUCGAUCAAAUUUCUGUCGAUCAAUUUACCGUCAACGAAAAUUUUUUCGAUCAAAUUUCCGGUAACCAAAAAGCUUCGGUGUGACCUUCCAUUUCGAUAACUUAUAUAAGCAAUUUGCGUUAUGGCUUUUUUUAAAAAAAUGCUUUUAAAUGUGUAGUUGAAAUCCAGAUCAACUUAAAAAGUUACAUGAUCAGUUCAAAUGAGUCAAUAAGACAUGUUCAUUUAAUAUGAUUUUAAAAAAAAUUCCCAUUCCUCUAUAUUAGUGUCACGUCUAUAAUCACUCACAGUCUACCACAAUCUAGUUAUGAUCCAUGAUUCUUCUUAUCUUCUAUAAGUCUAUAACUGACUAUAACAACAGAGGCGUAGUGGAUUCAAGUGAAAUUGUGACUAUACUUUAUUAAUACACAUGAUGACUAUAAUAAUCAUAAAUAGAUAAUACGUGUACUGAUCUUAAAGAACACUUAGCAUAAAGCUUCUCUACUUGAUUACGUCACAAUCACAAUCUAUUCAUUACCUUAUAACAUAAUAUUAUUAAUAUUAAUAACAUGGACUUCCAAUAACGGUCAUGACUCCAUCUUCUUUAUGCCCCUCCUCUGAUUGGUUCCUAUUCCCAAGUGCUCAUCAUAUAAUAUAUAUAUAUAUAUAUACAUAAAAGUGAAAUUUUGUUUGUGGCUUUGUGGGUUUGUUCCACAAAGACUUUUACAUGGAUUGAUGGAUCUUGACCAAACUUGACAUAUAUAUCCAUCAUUAUCUAGAAAGAAAUCUGAAGGGGUUAUGAACUUUUUAUAACAUUCCGUUUGGGCCGUGGGCCCCGAAUUCGUUUUUUUUUUCCCCUUAUAUGAGCUAUAUAAAAAUAAUUAGAAACAAAUACUCCUACAUGAGUAGAUGGAUCUUGACCAAACUUAGUACACAUAUACUUUAUUAUCCAUAUUCAAAUACCGAAGGGUACUGAACUCAUAAUAUCCAUUUCUCUGAGGCCGGGGGGGGGCAAUUAAUUUUCCUAAUAUAAGCUAUAUAAAUAUCAAUAGGCUUAGACAACACUAUAGGUUCUAUGUGAAUUGCUGGAUAUAAGCCUAGGGUUGUAGCAAUACACUUCAUUGGCUGUAUUGAUAUAUUGGUGGAUUGAAAACUAAUAAUAUCCAAUCUAGAAUUUUCCAGAAAGUUCCAUAAUUUUAAAGUAGAUUUUUAUGGGACAAAUUUUAAAUGUUAACUCUAUUAUUUAUCUGUCUGAUUUUAUAGGGCCCCCUAUCUCAGGUAUAACUAUAUCGGUACAGUUAUGGAAUGGGUCCCCCCGGCCCCUCGAUUAACUUAAAAGAAAAAGGAUUAUAAUUAUGGCAUUUGUUGAAGAUUUUUUAUCGUAUUUGAACAAUAAUUAGAUAAGUAGUUUUUAAAUAUGUUUCGCGCAGCUUAUUAAAUUUAAUCUAGAAUAUUCCAGAAAGUUCUAAAUUGUUCCAAAGGGAUAUGUAGUGGGAUCUAAGGGAAUAUUGAAUAUUUCGGAAUAGAAACAAAGGGGUCGGGAUCCCAGCAUAAUCAUUAUCCCAAUGAGAUCAGGAUCCCAGCAAAAACGGGAUCCCACCGGGAUCGGGAUCCUAACCUUGAAUGGAUCCACAGGGAUCGGGAUCACACCGGCAAAUGGGACUGAGCCGAGAUCGGAGUCAGAAACGGGAUCGGGGAUCCAACCAGGAUGGGGUCCUAUGCAAUCCCGGGCCACGCCGGAUAUAUCGGCUAGUACACUAUAAAUUACACGUGAUAAUUCUCACAUCAAUUAACUCCCUUGUAAAUCAUUAUUAUCUGUGACAAUUAGUAUAAUUCCUUUUUGUGAAUUCAUUGUCACCAAUUCAAUUAAAAAUGACAUAAAAUAAAGUCUUUUACUUCAUUCCAUACUUUUAUAGUCUCGACUCCAAGGAUCAAGACAGAAACAUUUGUGCUGCCUCUGUUGUAAAUCAGGGCCUAUCGAGGCGUCAUUUCACAUUGACAGAAGUGGCUAUGUCCCAGGAGAAGCUGUGAAGUUGUACGCUGAAAUAAGUAACGGAGCAAGCCGGCGAAUGGACAAAUCAUAUGUUGACCUAAAAAUGGUAAUUGUUUGCUUUUGAACACUUCGCCGUAUUUAAAAACAUUAAUAAAUACCGGUACCCGGUACAACCAUAAUAUUUCGAGAUUUUAUCUUUGAUCAUUUUAGCGCAAAUGGUACAGGAAUUGAUAAUAAUAUGAAGAAUAUUAAUAUAUAUUUUUUUUUUAAAAUCAUGCAUAACUAAGACUACGAACAGUUUGUCCACACCAACUACUGUGCACAAAUUAUGGUGAUGUUAAAGACAGCUGCGUUUUUUAAAUUGAAAAUUGUUCAGAGUGUUUUACUGUUGUUGUUUUUUUUCUUGAAUAAUAUAUAAAUGGAUUAUUUAAAAUAACUCGAUUAAAUAGCUUUUUUUUAAAAAUAGCAAAUUUGCGCCUGCAGAUAGUACCGUCGUAUUGAAAAGGGCAGUGAUGCAUGUUGGCAUAAUUUAAAGAAUAACACUGGAAUUAGUUUAGUAUAGGGAGAUCCCACGAGCCUGCUGCCAGAUUGGUGAACGUGUUUUACUAAAAUAAAUCUCAUCCCAUUCAUAAUAAUUUUGUUUAAUGAUUUCUAUUCCAAUUUGGAUGCAAUUUUAAUGUCCGAGGUACUUCAUUAAGGUGACAACAUUUCGCGCCACAACCAAGUGUAGAACUACAGUGUCUGAAGUGGCUCGGGUUACCCGUCCAGGGAUUGCCGGUCAUGGCGAAGACAGCUGGACAGGAGAAGAAUUAAUAAUUCCACCAUUGCCGCCAUCGUUCCUUGUGGGUUGCAAAAUAAUUGACAUACAUUAUAUUUUACAGGUAAGAAAAACUGAGUAGGGAUUAUUAGCUUUGUUCAAGACAGAAGUUGGCAGCCUUAUCGUAUCAGAUGUGCUCAAUGUCUUGCACGUCAUUCUACGUAAUUUGUAUGACAUAUAAACCGUUUCUAUUAUUAAUAAACAAAUAAAUUUAAACAAAUAUGAAGUGUUCAAGGGAAAAACCAGUGAUGUCAGUUUUUCAAAAUGUAUAUGUUAUCUCCCUUGUUGCUACAUUCCAUUUAAUAGAAUAAAAUGAUACAUAGGUCGAACUGAAAAAGCAGCGUAGUCAAUAAAUAAAUACGUAGACAUCUUGAUAUUUUCCUACUUUUAUGAGGAAUUUUACAACUUUAAAUUAAAUUUUCUCAAAACUCUCAAAACCUGACAUCACUGGUUUUUCCCUUGAGCCCUUCAUAUAGAAUUAUUAUUUUUUUUUACUUUGAAGACAGAAAAUAUGUGUACCGUGCCGGGUAGUUUAAUCUUUAGGGUCCGAAAUGCAAGUAUUUGAUAACAAUUUGAUUAUUUUUUAGUACUAUACUAUUCACAAUCCUAUGAAGCAAUAGGAUCCGCAGAAGAGGAAAAUAUCUAUGGAAAGAUACAAAUAACACAGGCUAACAAUAUCCCAAAAUAACAAUUGAAUUACACAGCUAACAAGUAAACAUGUUUAAUAACCCUGCACUUGCAGGCUAUGGCAAAAUAUACUUAACUAAAAAUAGAGAUGCAUGAUGAUGCCGUAUGGUACCUCUUCCGUCUUACCUAUAAUGGAAAUUAAAAUUAUAUUCUUGUAAUAAUGUUUAAUUAUAAAAGAAAUCACGUGGCAGGAGUUAGCUUUUGUUCACUUUGUUUUUGGAAACAAUCUUAUCAUCACCUAGGGAACCUUGAUACCACAUGGCAAGAACGUCAUGUCUUUAUUCACAGCUUGAGCCUUUGCCCCACUCCUCUACAUCACGACCAAUCAUUGUGGACCAACGUGCCCUAUUUUCUUUCACUCUUUGCCUGUUUUUAAUCACUCCCCUACUUAUUUUCUGUCACAGUUCUUUUGCUGCCCUCUCUGAUACUACUUCACAGCUAAGUGCUAUUUUAAAAUUUUAUUCUGGUUUUGUUCCUGUUUUUUUUUUGUGAAGGCUCCUGUCGACACAUUCGUUGAUGUGCCGCGUUCCUUUUUAUAGCUUUGACCAUACUUUGUUAAACUCAUUUUCUUUUUUGCUAACCUGAUUGCGGUCUCUCCCCUUAUUAACUUGUAGCACGCAGAUCGUCUUACAUUCAGAAUCAGUGUGGGAUGUGAGGGUUAACAUACAGGUCUAGAAAUUACUAUUCUGUACUGCCGACCAUGUAUGGUGUCUAUAUAAGAUGCACCCAUAGGAGAACAGCUACAUCUAAAAUGUCAUAAAGUAUACCCACUGUUAGUAUGAUACUCAUUGUACUGGUAUCAAUCAAUAGCUGUGUCUUUUAAAGGUAAAAAAAAAAAAGCAAUUGCAGGAUGUCUAAUUAUUUGAUACAACAGUUAACAUCAUUUUCCAUAUGAGAAUUUAGCACAUGGCAGGAUAGUUACUACACAUAUUUUACGUAUAGUUGCUGGUUGGAUACUGUAGUGUCAAUCGCUUAUAAGCACAUUGCAGUAUGUGUAACCAGAACGAUACAACGGUUAGUAUUAUGCUCACGUACACACGCAUCUAAUUCCGUGUUAGAAUUCAGUGGACUGCUGUCUCUUCAAACAUUACAAUAUUUUUAGUUUUUAACCUUGAUAUUCCUUUAACGAUGUUUUGUUAGUCUUAAAAACUAUGUACCUUUAUUUUAUAUCCUUAGUUGAAUGUUGACCCAUCCGGACCUGCCUUGGAUCUUGAGGUACCCUUAGAGAUUAUUAUUGGUACCAUACCUCUUAGAUCUGUUGUAGACCAGCAUCCUCCAAUGCCACCACCCAAUUACAAUAGUGCCAACAUGUACGCAUGGGAGACAACUCCUACAGCUCCUCCUGCUGAGAUGUUAUAUCCCCUUCCACCACCAAGUGGCCUGGCUAAUUUGCGUGAGUAGUAAUAGUAGGAUUUUUUUUUCUAAUGUAAUACUCCCCUCAAAAUAUCAACAUUUGUAUAGUUGUAAGUAGAUGCUGAUUUGAGUUUCUUUUCUACUGUAUAUUCUAAAUGUAAGGGGAAAAAACAGUUUUUAAACAUAUUAACUAUUUGGCCAUCAAAUAUUUAGCUAUUUCUGCUAAUGAAAUCAGAAUAGCGAUAGAUAUUUUGCCAAAAGUAUGAUGUGCAAAGUAUGGUAUAUUGGAACCGAAAUGUGAAAUGUUUUUUUUUGUUUUUUUAGUUAUAAACAAGUGAAAUUUCUUGACAGUCAAUGCACAUUGAAAUUAAACGAUUAAUUAAAUUUAUUGAAAUCUAAAUAGUUAAUUUUUAAUGACUAAAAUUACCCCUAUAAAAUAUUGUUAUCUUUUUUAGCAUUAUAUUUAGAUAUUUUAAUUGUUUCUCAAACAUGCAAUUUUUUUUUUACCAUAAAAAAAAUAAUAAUAUUUCUCAUCACACAUAGUUAUAAAAAGAAACCUUAUGUAACUCAAACUUCUCUGUUUCAGCUCCACCCUCUUACAGUGAGUGCAUUACUGGUCGUUAUAAGACACACGAAGAAGGUGACAAUGAGCAUACCAGAGGUAACACAGAAUAUGCACCUGUUUACACUUACUAUAACUGGGGUCAUACCCCUGGGGCCAUGCCAGCGCAAACCAAGACUGCUAGUUAAUGAAAAUAAACAAAAUGAAUAAGCAGACAAAAAUUUAAAAAAUAUGCAUUAGUCCUACAGAUAAUUCGUAUCAUGUAAUAUCUGUGAUGAGCUAGAUUAUGUUUCAAUCUCUACACAGCUAUAUACGUUUCAUUUUAUCUAACAUAAUUGUUUUUAUUUUAUUUAUGCUAAUUUUGUUAUUAUGUCUUGAUUGUGUUUACCCAUAGUGUAAAUUACGCAUAUUUUCAAUAUACUUAAUAUUCUUUUGUACAAUUUUUUUUUUAAAGUAAUGGUAAAAUAUAAAAUAUUCUACACAAAUCAUUGUUAAACUGAUAGGGCCUCCAAUCCAACUUGUUUACAUUUCUUGAACCAAUAAAGUUACUGCUUGGCGCCUUCCAAUCAGUUUUCCAUUGUUCAUAGCAAAAAGUUAACUCAAUAAAAUUUACUUGAUUUUGUUACUUUUAGCUUUUUUACUUCUCAAACAUUGUGUUCCCCUUAUUAUCUACAUUGCAAAGAGCAUUUUCUAUCAAUUAAAGUUAUGUGAUGUAAAUAUUCGGUGUGUUUAAAUGUUUAAGUUUAUGAUUCUUUUUUUACUGGUACACAGUGUGAAAGUAAAUAAAUAUUUUCUACAGCUUUAUUGAAGCACUUUGCUAUGUAUACCACCUCGCAGCUGUGCACCUGUCCUAUCUAAUCCAUAUGGGGUUUUAAAUGUUUAGUCACAUGAACAAUACAAACGUAAAAUUGCAAAUUAAAAAUAUGCUUUACACGUUGUGUACCGAUAUAUAUAUAUAAUGUAUAUAAUAUAGACUAAUAUAAUAUAUUAUAAUAAUAUACUUAUAUGGUAUAUGCAUUUUUACCUUGAUAUUUUGAUAAGAGGGCAGAAAGAGCUUGAAGACAAAACAAUAAUAUGUACUAUUUGUACAUUAGUAUCACUUAUUUAAAAAUAUUUUUAAGUAAGUUUGUUUAACUAAUAAUUAAAAUGUUCAUGGCAUGAUGUUUAUUAUCAUGGUCAAACAUUUAUCAAAUUGUAUUUUGCUCACAAAUCACUCUAAUGACUUACCGAGUACUUAAUUUAUUAAAUUUCUUAACUAGAAUAUGCUUAAUUAAUGGAUGUUUUUCUGUAUUUUUUCACAUUUACACAGUUAUCUUAGAAUGUACAGAGUUUAAAGUAGUUUUUUUUUUUUUUUAAAUAAAAUUAAAGCACAAACCAUUUUCUCUGGCAACUGAAUAAAAAAUUUAAAAAAUAAAAAGAAGAAAUUAAAACCACGCUUACUUUGUUUUCCUUUUAUGUAACUUUAGAAAAUACUCACCCAAUGGGAUAGUUAUCAUAAAUUAUGUCUGAAACAGCGAACAACAUUUUUGUGAUGAUGACAAUAAUAGUUAUUUAUUUUUUUACAAUAAGUCAUGUGAUUCAUUUUAAUGAUUGUUCAGUUAAUACCAAAAGAAGAUCAAUGAAUUGCUAGUUUAUUUGAAAUUUCAGGGUAAAUUGUUAUAUGAUAUUAACAAACAUUUUAUAUUCAUUUAUAUAACGUACAUGUUUCAGUCAUUUAUUUUAAAUGUUUUUGAUUGACAAAUUUACUAUUGACAUUUACACGACAUUUUCUCUUCCCCUCCUCUCAUUUCUUACAGACUCGAUAAAAAUCUGCGAGGCCUACUUGUGCGUAGUCAAAUCAACGCUGCCCCCUCCUACUUUGCGACCAAGCAAUGCUGACGUAGUAGUUGCAACUCUUGCCUUUUCGUCGUCCAUACUCAACACAUUCCCUUCUCGAAGGGCAGUCUUCAGAUAAGGGACGGUUUCCUUAGUACUAGCCGCAAUGUUGUCUACGUCAUUGUUUGCACCCGCUGCAAGAUGUCGUACAUAGAUGAGACAGGACGCCGACAGAUGUACUGAACACCACCACAGUAUUACGCAAGCUAAGCAGUGUCCUCUACAUACUACAAAAGAAACGACCACAAAUGAGCUGCGGAUGUUACUAUAAGUGCGAUCGUGUCUUGCACUAACACACUGUUAUAGGCGUCUUGUUUCCUUUCAUUUAUCUUUUGUCGUGAAAGAACUUUAGCGGACCUCAAGUUAGGCACCGCGUUUAGGUGUGGCUAAUUAAAAGUAGUCUCACUUGAUUUUGUUUACAAAUAAAUAAAGUCUAUGCUCUGUAUAAUUAAAAUUAUGUAGAAUUAUCGAGACUAAUCGAAAAAGAAAUUCAAUGUGUAAAUCCGUUUUAGAAAUGUCUCUGAAACAGCCUAUAUAUACACCUCUAUAGAUUAAUAAUGAGGGUGAUUUGUUACACGAGAUUUAGCUUCUUUUUUUUUUUACUAAUAUUUGCCUUGUGUGGUGCUGUGAUGCAUGUUUUUCCUUUCCCAGUACCAGGGCUGGUGCAGUGAUGCAUGACCUCCGUCACUAAAUGCCUCGUGUAGUGAUCUAACCCUCAACCCAAGGCAGUGAGUGGAGAACUGAUACAUGAUUUCCUUACCCCAUCCCUUGAUUGGUGCAGUGAUACGUGGUCCUACCCCCCAUCUCAAACUGUUGUGGUGGAUUGAUACAUGAUCUCCCGUGCCCAAUGAAUGUUGUGGCUCAUUGUUACAUUAUUUUUUUCUCCAAAUGUCUGAAUGGGUGAAGUGAUAUAUGAUCUCCCUCGUCGCAAGGCAUGGUGUGGUGCAGAAAUACAUGAUCAUUCUCCACCAAUUGCUUAACAUCAGGAGUGAUGCUAGAUGAAAGGGACAUGCUCGUCUUAGACGUUAGAAUAAAAUUUUCAAUGGAUAUAGCUAUAUAAGAUUGCAAAGAAAAUGCCACUCAUGGAUCCCUUAGACCCCAAGGGAUCCACUGAUCACAAGUUAAAAGUUCCUGGGAGAGAACAAUUCCCACUUUGAAUAAAAAUUUUAAAAAAUAUAUAUAUAUUUGAAUAUAAAUUUUACACAUGCCGAUAUCACACCAUUAACUCUUUGAUUCCGAGCAUUGCCCACUGCCAAGCAUUGGAUUCGCUUCACGGCCUCAGCUCGAGUGUUCGAUUUUUUAAAAAAAUACAAUAAAUGAUUGGCUUUUCAGUCCUAUUCAAAAUCGAUUCUAUUUGAACUAGACCUACAUAGCUUGGUGCAUGCAGGAUAAUUCAUGUACACAUUUGCUCCACUUCGUCCUACCUUCUUUUAGACAUGUGCAAGUUAAUGCCAACGGACCUGUGACGAGGGGUAGGGUUUGACUUAUUUCGCAACGCUUAGUUACUGUAUGCUGUUUCGAAAUAUUUCCUCUUAGAUAUGGCCUAGCCUUUUUAAUAUGUGUUAACGUUUUAUUUACAAUGGUUUUAGCAGGACUUUAAGCAUCUAAUCCUGCAGAUCAAGUAAGUUUGUAUAGAGUUAUAUUUUAUAACAUGAACACCUAUAGAGGCAUUUAAUUUCUAUUUACGGUAUAAAAGACCUAUUCGUGUACCUUAAAAUGAAGGCUGCAAUACUUGAAUAAACACAGUAGGAUGGUAAAAAACAAACUUAAUGAAAUUAUAAAAUUGGUACAACUAAGUCUCCCGUCUUAUGCUGAGUUUUUCGCACAGACUAAUUGACUAUGUUAGUCACUAUCUCUAUGAUUUAAAUGUUUUUAAACAUGUCUUUCUGAUAAUAUAAACGUAUGCGUAUUGACAUUAUCGAUAGGAAAGAGGUCCCAAUUACCGAUUUCACGAGAAGUAAGUUGGCCUACAAACAUGGGCACCCGCAGGGGGGGGGGUCAAGGGGGCACUGCCCCUCCUCCCCUGGAUUGAUUGGAUAAAAAAAUUUAGACAGUUAUAGACAAAAAAUGUAUUAAAGUAAAGAGAAAAUAAAGAGAAAGUAACUAAGCUGAUGUCCUGUCCGUUCGUUCACCAUACAAAUACGCUACAGUAAAUUAAAACUACAUUAAACAUUACUAAAAAAAAUGUGCCCCCACCCCUAGAAAGUUAAUCGAUUUAAAAAAAAUAAUUAAAAAAAAUAAGAACAUGAUUUAUUGUUUUGUUCUAGAGAUACAUCUGUUUUCAAAUAACAAUUUAUUCAGCUGUAUUGUCCUACUUACUUAUAACAGGAAUGUACUAAAGUGUCAGGUAGAAAUUAUUAAGAAUCACCUUUUUUUUAGUACCGGUGUAAAAUGGUAAAAAUCAUCCUCAGGUGUAUGAUGUGGGCAAUACAACUCAAAAUUUCUUAUUUGAACUUGAAGUAAAGGCACUCUCCCCUCAUGUAUUGCUACUUGGCUAUCCUUUUUUACCACUGUGUAUUGAAAUAAAUGAAUAUAUAUUCUUUUUUUUUUUUUUUAAACUCUAGGUUCAAGCCUCAUAAUGGGGAAACUGAAUAUAUUUGAGAUUUCAUUUAACAAUGGAAGUGGUGUUUUUUAUAGUGGUAACAUUAUUCAAGGAAACGUCACAGUGGAAUUGACAGAGCCCAUGAAAAUGAGAGGUUUGUGAUUGUCAAAAUAAACUUUUUAAACAGGAAAAAGACAAAAAAAUACCUUGCAAUAGUUAUUGUAUAAUUAUUAGAUAUAGUGAAUAUAUAUUAUAUUUGUAAAGAAAAUUAUAUUUACUCGCUUUGGUCUCACCUUAUAAUCUGUUUUAAACGGUGUAAUCUGCUCCGUUUUAGAUUUUACAGAUUCUAAACAGAUGCCAAGUUAUUUAUUAGUUUUCUCUUCAAUUGAAGGUUCUUUAUAAAUUUUUAUUUUGAAGGAAUAAGGCUGAAAUUUGAAGGUAAAGCCUACGUCCAUUGGACUGAGAGUCAUUCCUCAGGCUCUGGUAAAAAUCGCCACACAACAACUAAGCAUUACUCCGCCACUGAAAAAUACUUUUACAAUAUAUUGCAUUUACUAACUUUAAUCUCUGUUUUAAAAGAAUGUAUUCUGCUCUCUUUUAGAUUUUACAGAUUCUGAACAGAUGUCAAGUUAUUUAUUAGUUUUCUCUUAAAUUGAAGGUUCUUUCUAAAUUUUUAUUUUGAAGGAAUAAGGCUGAAAUUUGAAGGUAAAGCCUACGUCCAUUGGACUGAGAGUCAUACCACAGGCUCUGGUAAAAGUAGCCACACAACAAUUAGGCAUUACUCCGCCACUGAAAAAUACUUUGACCAAGAUGUCCUUUUAUUUGGAAUAUGUAAGCUACUUAAGAGAGAAUUGUAUAUAUAGAAUAUUUGCCGACUAUUACUUCUUACAGUUAUUUUUUCCAAACAUACUUUUUUUUCUCGAGUUUAUACGUAGUCUACAUUUACACAGCUCUCAGGACUAUAGAUAUCACUUGGUUAUUUGAUCAGCUCAAAUUAUUUAAUAUAUUUUCCUUAAAUUCAUUGAUACAUUUAAAUCAUUUUAAUUUGAUGAAUUAUUUUUUCUUUUCUUUUUUCCAUUGAAAACGUCCAGGGUCCGGACAAGGCAGUGACACCAAAGAGCUGCCCGCUGGAAGGCAUACAUAUCCUUUUCAGUUUCAGUUGCCACAAAGUCUCCCUUCUUCGUUUGAGGCAGUUAUAGGCCAUGUCAGAUAUACUGUUAGUAGCACAAUUGACAAGCCAUGGAAAUUCGAUCACAAGACCAAGCGGGUCUUCACUAUCAUCAGUAUUUUUGAUCUAAAUCAGCAACCAAAUACUAUGGUAAAACAUUUUUAAAUUAAAGUCGACGCUAUUUCUUACAGUAUAGGUGUAAAUAAUUAACACUGAGAUAAGUUUUACAUUCUUUUUUAUUUAGGUUCUUUCAGGUCUCUCUUUGUUUGUCCAAGUCAAAUCUUUUAAUCAAUUUUUGGUCUAGGCUUUUAUCAAACCAAUUUAUGGUAAACGUAAUAUAUUGCAUUUGAUUCAGAAGGAAAUCCUGGGAUAAAAAUAACCUUUUUUAAAAGCUUAAAAUCGACGUUGCAUACAAUGUGGAUAAAUAUUAUUAACUUCUUAGUGGUUUAAGAUUAUAAUUAUUUUGCAAAUAUAUAAGCCAUAAGGACGUCCACAAUCAUUAAAUUUAAACAUACUAGAAUACCCGUGGUGGGCAUUAAGAAACAGAUUACAAAAAAGCUCGCUUGCAGACAACCGCAAGUUUCUUUACACCCCUUCCCUCACGCCCACAUUUCAAAGAUCCCCCCCUCCCCAUUUGUGUGGAUGUUAAGUUAAUUUAAUGUCAGUAAUAUUCAAUACUAAUCCCUCCUAUAAGAUACAUUCUCGUCUAACAAAUAUGCCUUUAUAGCAUGGGUGCCCGCAGGGGGGCAAGGGGGCACUUGCCCCCCCCCUGGAUUGAUUGGAUAAACAUUUUUUAGACAAAAAUAGACAAAAAAUGUAUUAAAGUAAAGAGAAAAUAAAGCGAAACUAACUAAGCUGAUAUCAUGUCCGUUCGUUCAACAUACAAAUACACAAUAAUAAAUUAAAACUACAUUAAAACAUUACUAACAAUUUUUUGCCCCCCCCCCUGGAAAGUUAAUCAAUUUUUUUGCCUCCCCCUAGAAAGUUUUCUGCGGGCGCCCAUGCUUUAUAGUAUUAUUGUAGGGGCUCCAUGUCAUGUAUUUCUGUAUGUUACCGUACUAAAAUGUUGAAGUGUGGAAAAAUAGUAUUUCAUUUCUAGGUCUAUAGUAUUAGCGCAUUUUAACAAAACAUGUACUGUAUGGGGUAACUCAAAAAGCUUAUAACAAUAGUUUUUACACAGUCACACUUCAGUGUGAGCUUCCAUUUCGAUAACUUAUAUAAGAAAUAGUCACGUUAUAGCUCUACAAAAAAUUAUUGAAAAUGCACAGUUGAACUACAGAUCAACUUAAAAACUUAAAGAUCAAGUCAAAUAAGUCAACAAGACAUGUUCAUUUAAUUUGAUUUCAAAAAAUUUCCUAACACUCUUUAUUAGUAUAGUUCCUUUUUGUGAAUUCAUUGUCAUCAGUUCAAUAUUUAAAAUGACAUUAAAUAAAGUCUUUUACUUCAUUCCAUACUUUUGUAGUCUCAACUCCAAGGAACAAGACAGAAACAUUUGUGCUGCCUCUGUUGUAAAUCAGGGCCCAUUGAGGCUAGUUUUCAUAUUGACAGAAGUGGUUAUGUCCCAGGAGAACCUGUGAACUUGUAUGCUGAAAUAAGUAACGGAGCAAGCAGGCGAAUGGAAAAAUCAUAUGUUGAUCUAAAAAUGGUACUUGUUUACUUUUAAAUACAUUGCCGUAUUUAAGAAAAUAAAUAAAUGCCGGUACCCGGUACAACAAUUUUGACUUUGAUGAAUAGCUUUAAUGCCUCAAGAUUUUACCAUUGAUGAUGAUGAUAAUAUGAAGAAUACUUUUUUUUCAUGCAUAACUAACACUGCUAACAGUUUGUCCACACCAAUUACCGUGCACAAUUUAUUGUUAUGUUAAAGACAGCUGCGCUGGUUUAUUUUAAAACUGUUACGAGUGUUCUACAUUUAAUUGUUUUUCUGCUCUUGAAUAAUAUUUAAAUGGAUGAAAGCCCUAUCCUGACAAUUACUUUUAAAAUAACUCGAUUAAAUAGUUUUGAAAACGGCAAAUGUGGGUCUUCAGAUAAUACCGUCGUAUUGAAAAGGGCAGUGAUGAACGUUGACAUGAGAAUAACACUGGAAUUAGUUUAGGGCAGGAAUACCUCCAAGAGCCUGCUUCCAGAUUCUGGAUGAGUUUUACUGAAACAAAUCUCACCCCACUUAAUUAUAAUUUUAGAUGAUUUCUAUUUCAAUGUUGGAUGCAAUCUUAAUAUCCGAGAUACUUAAUUACUUGGCUACUUUAUUCUUUUAUUAAGGUGACAACAUUUCACGCCACAACCAAGUCAAGAACAACAGUGUCUGAAGUGGCUCGGGUUACUCGUCCAGGGAUAGCAGGUCAUGGCGAAGACAGCUGGACAGGAGAAGAAUUAAUAAUUCCACCAUUGCCGCCAUCGUUCCUUGUGGGUUGCAAAAUAAUUGACAUACAUUAUAUUUUACAGGUAAGAAAACUAAAUAAGGAUUAUUAUCUUUGUUCAAGUUAGAGGUUGGCAGCCUUAUCAUAACAGAUAUCAUGUGCUCAAUGUAGGCUACACUAUAAACAAGGUCUCUCGAACAUACCAGAAAGCGACUACGUAACACAUUGACCAGGCCUGUCAAUUACUUGACCUCUAGCGCAGACUGACUUUGGUAAAUUGACAAUCUCAAGAGACUCCAACCCGAAUAAAAGUCAAAAGCCAGGACCAAAGCCUUGAAGACUUUGUGUUUAAUCACGAAACACUGUUAUAUUUAUAUAAGUAAAAUGGUAUUUGCGAAACUCCCUAAAUAUAUAUAUAAUAUAUAUAUAUAUAUAUAUAUAUAUAUAUAUAUAUAUAUAUAUAGAUAUAUAUAUAUAUAUAUAUAUAUAUAUAUAUAUAUACUGUGUUCCUAGAGUGGAUGAACACAGAAACAAGUCUUACGGAGUGCGCUCUUUUGAAGCGAUAGCGCCAAAAUUAUGGAACAGUUUUCCACAAUCUUUAAAGGAGAAUUAAAAAUCAUUUAAGAAACAAUUAAAAACGUUUUUGUUUCAUUAGAUUUCGGAGGACCAGAGCGCAGUUAACAAUGCUAAAGUGGCAUGGAUACCAGCGCGAUAUAAAUAUCAAAUCAAACAAUCCGGUAGAAGAUUUUUCUAAAUUUAUUUAAAUCUGGGUGGGGGAGGGGUUGGUUACUUUGCCCCAGGCAGCACAAGAUACGUCUCAAAAUAAAGGAAUAAAUUUAGUAAAUAAUUAACCUUCUUGGGAACAUACAUUUCGGAGGUAGGAAAUAGGAUGUGUACAUUUUCACGUGGACGACAUUAUAAUAUUUAAAUCCUAUGGUAUUACAUUUGGGAAAAAAGAGAUGUUACAUUCUCUUUUUACAAAUAUGUGUAUGUUCAUUUUGCUCAAGGCAGAACAAGUCUCAAAAUACAGGGGGUUUUGUGGUAGCCUAACCCCUAGGUCACAUUCUGUAGAUUCUGUAUGCGGUCCUGACCCUCUAGAGCCGUGCGGCUCGCAAAGGCCUGAACCGGCAGGCUGUAGUCCAGGGCACCUCUUACGCUCCCAAGGUAAAGAGUUCUCAGGUGUUUUGUGUCAGCUCCCCAGGUGGUGCUGGCAAGUUUUUUGAUCAGGCUGAGUUUUGACGUGGCUCGAGCGCCGAGUUCCCGUACAUGGUUAUGGAGUUGGAGUUUCUGGUCCAACUUUACUCCCAAGUACGUGGGUGAUUUGUCCCAUUUGAGCAAUUUCCCGCAGAUUUGGAGAUCGAUUUUCUCCUUCAGAGCUUUUAUUGCCGUUUGUAAAAAGCAAAUACACGGUCUUUUCCGCAUUCACCCCCAAUCUCCAUUUCCGAGCGUAAUCUUGUAUCUUGGUGAGAUCGCUCUGCAGCCGGUUCUGCAGCUGCUGGAUGGAUUUGCCAGAGCUCCAAAUCGCUAGAUCGUCCGCGAACAUUGUGUUCUUUGUUACCAACUGUGACUGCAGAUCAUACACGUACGCCAGGAACAGGGUGCAGCUCAAGGCUGAACCCUGUGGGAGUCCAUCCUCGAGUGCACACAUGUUUGAAACCUUGUCCCCUACACGGGUGGAUAUGGUACGAUUUGAUAGAAAAGAAUGAAUCCACCUGUGCAUGUUGGCUGUUACUCCGAGCAAUUGUAACUUGUACAGUAGACCUGCCCUCCAAACUUUAUCGUAAGCGUUCUGGAGGUCAAUGAACACCGCGACGGUAUGAUUUCUCAACUGAAGCUCAUUUGUUGUGCUUUGGAUAAAUUGGAUUACCAAAUCCAUAGGUUGCCUCCCCUUGCGGAGGCCGCCUUGGUUGGUAGGAAUGCUCUUGGUUCGUUCCAAGAACCAGUACAGUCUUGCGUUCACCAUUCGCUCCGCUACUUUCCCUACACAUAAUGUGAGGGAAAUCGGCCUGUAGACGGUUGGUCACUUGGUUUGCCCUCUUUGGGAAUUGGUACAAUCACUGCUCUUUGCCACGCCUUUGGAUGCCUGUUGUUCAGGUUUUAUUGAUAAAUUCUAGCAAUGCGCUUUUGCCGUCCUUGCCCAAAUGCUUGAGCAUUUCAUAGCAGACUUUAUCGGGUCCUGGAGCUUUACCUGCCUUGAAUUUCCCCAGUGCCGUUUGCAACUCAGUCAUUGUAAAAGGUGCCGUGAAAACCUCUUGGUGUGGUCCCAUUCGUUGGGCUCUGCUUCCAGCCUUCCGGAGUUUCUUGAUGGCCCGGCUUUCGUCAGUGUCUCUGGCACUUUUGCAAACCCGACCAAAAUGUAUGUUUAGCGCGUUGGCGCGCUUUACACAGCUCGCCUCUGUGCCGGCCGUUGUUUUUAGGGGGCGGAUAUUGUGAGAACUAAAACCGAUGAAUUUGAUUUUUUUUUAAAUAUUUUUUAAACUUGAUAUUCCUUUAAAUAUGUUUUGUUAGUCUUAAAAACUCUUUACGUCUAUUUUUAUUUCCAUAGUUGAAUGUUGACCCAUGUGGACCUGCCUUUGAUCUUGAGGUACCCUUAGAGAUUAUUAUUGGUACCAUACCUCUUAGAUCUGUUGUAGACCAGCAUCCUCCAAUGCCACCACCCAAUUACAAUAGUGCCAACAUGUACGCAUGGGAGACUACUCCUACAGCUCCUUCUGCUGAAAUGCUAUAUCCCCUUCCACCACCAAGUGGCCUGCCUAAUUUGCGUGAGUAGAAGUAAUAGUACCGGUUAGACUUUCUAAAUGCAAGAUUUCCCCCAGAUGUUUUUUUGUUUUUGGUUUUUUGUUGUUUUUUUUUUUGGGGGGGGGGGGGGUUAAAUUUUUUUCUACAGUCCCAAGCAUAAUUUAAUNUUUGAAACCCAAUAACUAUUAGGGGGCCGUCCAUAAAGUACGUCAAGCUCCAGAAGGGGGGGGGGAGGGGGUGUAAGAAAGCGUGACAGUUUGUGACAGGGGUGUCAGGCCAUGUGUGGCGUCACACAUUUAUUUUUUUUUAAUUUUAUUUCUAAUUCAUUUUUUAUUUUUUUAGUGGAAUUUAAUAGCAUUAAAAAUACAUUUUAAAAAAUGUGUGUAUCAUAUGAAUUAGUUUUAUAACAAAUAGCAUGAAAUGAGUAUCUCCUGAAUAUGUUGUUCACGAUUCCUGUCGCUAGGAGCGCUAUUAUGCUGUUGCGAAGCCUUGUUUUAUGCAUAGCCUUGCUUUCGUCUUUCGUGAAGUAUUAUUAUUUCUAUGUUGUCCCUGCAUAAUUAUGUCACUGUCCUUUUUAUUAUUUAAUCAUUUGGUGAGGUCAAGUUUCUCAAAUAUACUUCUUAACCUGUGUAAAAAGAUUGCAUAAUCGGAAGAUUAUCUAAAACUUGACCCUCACCUAUUGUAAAUAAAUGAAAAAGCAGCAGAUAAAUGAUGUAUAUUAUAUAAUUUUCUAAUCUAAGUGUGUUUUAGAUUAAAUUUUAAUUAGGUGUUAAUUUUUUUUUUUUAAUUUGUUCGAAAGUGUGACGUACUUUGGGGGGGGGAGGGGUCCCGAGAUUUGUGACACGGGGGAGGGGGUUAAAAAUGGUCAAAAAUAGCGUGACGUACUUUAUGGACGGCCCCUAGGCCAUUAUCCAAAGUUUUUAUAAAUCAAUUUAAUUAUAUUUAGCUAUUUCUGCUAAUGAAAUCAGAAUAGCGGUAGAUAUUUUGUCAAAAAUAUGAUGUGCAAAGUAACGGUGUAUUGGAACCCAAAUGACAAUGUGCACUGCUUUUGUAUAGUAAUCUAACAAGUGAAAUUUCUUGACAGUCAAAGCAUAAUGAAAUUUGGUGAUUUAAUGGUUAAGCAGCUGUAACUUAAAUGUAAAUAUUUACUUUUUAGGGCUAAAAUUACCCUUAUUAAAUAUUGUUAUCUGUUUUAGCAUUAUAUAUUUUAGUUGUUUCUCAAAUACGGUAUCCAUUUAAAAAAAAAAAAACUUGUUAAAAAAAAUAAUAUUUCUUAUCACACAUAGAUCUAGUUAUUAAAAAGAAACCUUAUAUUCCUCAAACCUCUCUGUUUCAGCUCCACCCUCUUACAGUGAGUGCAUUACUGGUCGCUAUAAGAUACAUGAAGAAGGUGACAAUGAGCAUACCAGAGGUAACACAGAAUAUGCACCUGUUUACACUUACUAUAACUGGGGUCAUACCCCUGGGGCCAUGCCAGCGCAGACCAAGAAUGCUAGUUAAUGAAAAUAAACAAAAUUCAUAAACAGACAAAAAUUAAAUAAAUAUGCAUUAGUCCUACAGAUACUUUGUAUCAUGUAAUAUAUGUGAUUAGUUAAAUUAUUUUAGGAUCUCUACACAGCUAUAUAUAAGUUUCAUUUUAUCUAACAUUAUGGUUUUUUAUUUAUUUAUGCUAAUUUUUUUUAUUAUGUCUUGAUUGUGUUUACCCAUAUUGUAAAUUAUACGUAUUUUUAAUAUAGCUAUAAUAUUAUUUUAUAAUGUAUAUUAUAUAAUAUAAUAUAAAAAAUAUACAUAGUCUAUAUAUAUUUAUAUAUGAUGCUGGGAUCAGUGUGUUCUCCAUUCUGUAUGUGGUUUUAAUUUCUUAUUUUGAUAAGAGGGCAGAAAGAGUUUCAAGAUAAAACAAUAUGUAAUAUUUGUAUAUUGGUAUCAGUUGUUUUAUAUUUUUAUGUAAGUUUGUUUAACUAAUUUAGUUUUCAUAGUAUGAUGCCGAUUUAUCAUGGUCAUACAUUUAACGAACUGUUUUUUGCUCACAAAUCACUUGCAUGAUUUACCGAGUACUUAAUUUAUUGAAUUUCUUAACUAGAUCAUGCUUGAUAAAUGGAUGAGUUUCUGUAUUUUUCUACAUUUACACAGUUAUGCUAGAAUGUACAGAGUUUAAAGCAGUUUAGUUUGUUUGUUGUUAAAAUAAAAUUAAAGCACAACCAUGUUCUCUGGCAACAGACGAAAAAAAAAGAAGAAAAAAGUAACAUCAUGCUAACUUUGGCUUCCCUUUAUCAACAUAAUGUAACUUAAGAAAAUACUCACCAAAAGGGAGACAGUGAACACAAUUUUGUGAUGAGUGACAACAAUAUUGAUUUAUUUUUACAAUAAGUCAUGUGUUUCAUUUAAUGAUUGUUCAGUUAAUUUCAAAUAAGAUCAAUGAAUGGCUAGUAUAGGCUUAUUUGAAAUUUCAGGGUAAAUUGUUAUAUGAUAUUAAUAAAAAAUUUAUAUUCAUUUAUACAACUUACAUUUUUCAGUUUUUAAUUCAAAAUGUAAUGAAUGGCUAGUAUAGGCUUAUUUGAAAUUUCAGGGUAAAUUGUUAUAUGAUAUUAAUAAAAAAUGUAUAUUCAUUUAUAUAACUUACAUUUUUCAGUUUUUAAUUCAAAAUGUAUAGAAUUUAUUUUAGAUAUUUAUUUAAAAUGUUUUUGAUUGAUCAAUUUAUUAUUGAACUGUUUUAUAUUUAUAUUUUUAAAACAAUUUACAAUGUUUACAAAAUAUGUUUUGAUCAACAACGUAAUAGUUUGCUCUGGUCUAUUAGCUUGAAUAAACAAAAUGAACCAAUAAUAUAAUUUUGUUA
Messenger RNA from Lymnaea stagnalis (great pond snail), 21439 nucleotides. Lineage: Eukaryota; Metazoa; Mollusca; Gastropoda; Lymnaeidae. The record is from the annotation of a GenBank genome assembly.